CCUCUCUGGGUCCUGGCGCGGCGGUGCCAGGCUUCUUCUUUGUUCCUGGGCGUGGCGGUCGGGGUGACCGCCGCGGCUGCGGCGCCUCUUUGUCUUCUCUUUGAUGGCUCCGCGGCGCGCGAGCCACGACCGACGGGGCGACCGACGACGAACGAUGCCGCGACGGUCCCAGCCCCUCCUCGGCCGUAUGGCUUGCCCCCCUGCUCUUCCUGUACCCCCUGCGGGCGUGCCACCCCUGCCCUCGGGCAUGCCGGCGCCGCUCCUGGCGCCCGGGCCCGCGCUCUGGCGCCUGCACGCCGUCUGGGGCGUGGCCUCCGCGGCCAGCCUGGGCGCGCCCCCUCGCGGCUUUGUGCUGGGGGCCCCCCUGUUGGCAGGAGGCUCGGAGGUGGACGCCCUGGAGGCCGCGGAGGCGGCGGCGCUGCGCGUGGAGCUCCUGCAGAAGGCGCCCCCAGCGGCGCCGGCGGGGCUGCUCGGUGACGGCGCUUCUCUCGGGCGGAGCCCCUUCGACUUCAGGAUCGACAGCGCGGGCAGGGCACCGCGCAGAGCCGGCCGCGUGCGCUCGCACCACAAGGGCGGCCUUGUGCGGCCUGCCACCACCGCCACGGCACAAGCUUCAUCGCGACCAUCUGGAAUUAUGCUUGCGGACAGAGGGGCGUUCCUUUGGACUUGUACGUCGACGACUACUACACAAAAGGCUGCUCGCAGUGCUACGACUUCGCCGUGA
This is a messenger RNA of Prorocentrum cordatum, 724 nucleotides long. NCBI's taxonomy places the organism in Eukaryota, Dinophyceae, Prorocentrales, Prorocentraceae. The record is from the annotation of a GenBank genome assembly.